This is a messenger RNA of Saccoglossus kowalevskii, 561 nucleotides long. RefSeq lists its product as uncharacterized. The record is from RefSeq and is a predicted model, not a curated record. NCBI's taxonomy places the organism in Eukaryota, Metazoa, Hemichordata, Enteropneusta, Harrimaniidae.
AUGAGUUCAACACAAGCCAAUGAAAGCUUUCAUAACACUGUUGCUUCUAAAGCACCAAAAAACAGACAUUACAGUAAAUCAGAAAGUUUAAAUAUCCGUAUUGCAGCAGCAGUUUCACAGAAAAAUAGUGGAUACACAUAUGUUUGUAGUGUUAACAAAGAAAAUGGACUAUCUCCUGGAGUUGUUUCACAGGUGAGGGGAAUAAAACUAGACGAUAAAGCAAGAAAAAGAAAGAUGCAGACAGAAAACAAAGAAUACAAACUUAGACGUAUACAAUUAAAUGAGGAGCGAAACAAAAAAUGUAAUGCUACUGAGUUUAAGAGAAGAUUGCUGCGUCUUAUGAUGGUAAAUGAUGAUGAGUAUGCUGACCCUUGUCAGCCAAUACAUCCAGCAGCAUCCAAAGUAACUGGGUUGACAUAUACAUGUGGUAAACUGUUUCAUAACUUUAAUUUAGUACCAACAUUAUCACGGAAAGAUGCUCUUGAGAGUUUUAUAGAAUGGAUUCCAUUAAAUUUUGUGUUAGUUGCACAUAACUGUAAGAAUUUUGAUGCUAGGAUUCUG